AUGGCAAUUACUCGUGUAGCCGUGGCUGGUGCCACCGGUAACCUCGGCCCUGCCAUUAUCACUCAACUACUAGACGCCGGUUUCCAAGUCACCAUCCUCAGCCGCUCAAGCUCGCACCAAGUGGAUCCACGCGCCCAAGUCCAAGUCGUCGACUACAACUCUCUCGACUCUCUCGUAGCCGCUCUCAAAGGCUACGACGCCAUUAUCAACACCCUCAGCGUGGGCAUCGUCCCUCGCGAUAUCCACCUCCGCCUCGUCGACGCAGCCCACGCCGCUGGCAUCCAACGAUUCGUCCCCUCCGAAUUCGGCUGCGACACGGCAAACCCGUUAACAUCUAAGCUCCCAGUGUUCGGCGACAAAGUGGCCGUUAUCCAGAAAUUGCAAGAGAUCACCAAGCAGGAUAGCGAUUUCAGCUGGACGUCCGUGAUCACCGGCCCCUUCUUCGAUUGGGGUCUCCAACAUAACUUCAUUAUCAAUUUGAAAGGACCGUCAACCCCUAUCUAUGACGGCGGCGAUGUCCCCGUCAGCAGCACGACGCUGGCGAGUGUCGGACGAGCCGUGGCGGGAGUCCUGAAGCAUGCGGAGGAAACUAAGAAUCGUCAUGUCUUCAUUCAAGAUGUGGAAUUUACUCAGAACCAGCUUCUGAAGCUAUCGGGCAAUGGAGAUAACAUCCAGCGCGAGGCUGUCAGGACUGAGGAUCUGGAGAAGCAGGCUUAUGAGGCUCUUAAGCAAUCGCCGCCUGAUGGGAGGAAGUUUGCUACCAGUCUUAUUCUGCGGGCUGUUUAUGGUGCGGAUUAUGGAACUCAUUUCACCAAGACUGAUAAUGAGUUAUUGGGUAUUCAGCAGUUGUCCGAGUCUGAGAUUGCAGAGUUGUUGAAGAAGUAUGCUUAG
Penicillium daleae is the source of this 891-nucleotide messenger RNA. Its product is annotated as aromatic alcohol reductase. The record is from RefSeq and is a predicted model, not a curated record. The coding region runs from base 1 to 891 and encodes 296 amino acids. The transcript is spliced from 2 exons. NCBI's taxonomy places the organism in Eukaryota, Fungi, Ascomycota, Eurotiomycetes, Eurotiales, Aspergillaceae. Gene Ontology annotation, molecular function: oxidoreductase activity.